GUACGCCAUUCAAGCAUGGGGAAAAUGCCGUGUUCUUUCACGGUUUCGCGAGCGCGCGCGACGCGAGAGCAGGUAGCACGAUUUUUUGCCAAGACAUAACAUUGAUUGCUCUUUGUUCUCCUGAUCGAUUGUUUGAACUUCAAACACAGGAGAGAACACUGCAGAGUGUUUAGUUGACAAAACCGGAUCAAAACAAUUUCCCCCGAAGAAUAGAAUCCCGGCUCGUGAAGAAUAACAAAUUGUGAGAUGGCAACCAGUACAGAAAGUCACAUCAAGCGGCCGAUGAACGCGUAUAUGGUUUGGUCUCGGAAGGAACGCCGAAGGAUUGCCGAAGAAUGCCCGAGGAUGCUCAAUUCCGAGAUCAGUAAGAGACUGGGAACGGAAUGGAACUUACUACCGCCUGAAAAGAAAAAACCGUACAUCGAAGAAGCGAAACGACUUCGCGUCGAGCACAAGAAAGACCAUCCAGAAUACAAAUAUCAGCCGAAACGAAAACAAAAGGGGGGGAAUAAGCUCACGAGAGUCUUGGAAAAUCCAUUCCUUGAGACACUAAACGGUUAUCCUCCAAUAAGUUUUCCAAAUAAAUUCGGUAUUUCCUCACCCCCCGUGCUGUUCUCGUUGACCCCAUUUCCCACGGAUCCCGCACAAAGAAGAUCCCCCGUUCUUCACCCAUAUCCCAACGCGUCCCCCUCGUUCCCCCACAACCGCCCUGGGAAUAACAGCGAUACACAUUUUCCUUUCGAGAACGGCAUUGCUAAACAAGACAUGAUAGAAAAUUCUGCAGGCGUAUUUCAAUCGCCAUUCCCGACGCCCGUUUCACCCGACAAAGAUUACGUUUUCCCAAAUAGCGGAACACUGUCGUCGAAGGAAUAUCACAUGGGUGGUCAAAAGAUACGAAUUACCGAGGACAUAGCCAUGGAUAAUUCAGACAUUCCAACAAAGAUUUCGAACGAGCAUUCUAACAACACGAUCAUGCGUGAGAACGGGCAACAUUUUCGCGUGUUUGAACACGAAGCACGCAACAACUGUCGUGGAAACAUUCAUGACGUUCGCAUGGAGAUUCCUGCGAUUUAUGCAAACGAAACGCACGCGAGUCCAGACGAUCACGUGGGUGCGGCUAAGCUGCACGUGAACAGUCGCGAGCUCCACGCAAGUCUGCCGGGUUUGAUGCGUGCAGACGCCGCCAACGAGGUGCACGCAAACGGGCAAGUUGUCCACGCAAAAGGCGAUGGUCUUAUUGGCGAGAUUUGGCGACCUAACGGUCAGGAAGACAGGCGCUUUGAACAUAACCUACAUGUUGACUACAUGAAGUACAAGGAAGUUGGCAUAAACAGCGAUGGUCGAACACGUGCUGAUUUUCAGGGUAAACUUCACGAUCAAGAUUUCAAUAACGUGCGCACGAACGGUCCGCCCGAGAUUCGCGCAAACGGUCACGAAUUUUCUCCCAGCAAUGGCUACGAUUUUUAUGCAAAUAGCCACGAAUGGCGCGCAAACAGUCAAGACUUUCGACUCGGCGCCCAGGAUUAUCGUGGUAACGAACACGAGUUUGGUACGAAUGCUCACGAUUUCCGAGCGAGUUAUCAAGAAAUUCGUGCGCAUAACCAAGAAAGCGAACCGCUGUACUCAAAAAUAAACGCAGCAGAAAGCGGGGAUAGCUUGACCUUUGGGGUACCGAAUGGUUUCCUCCACUACAUCAAUCAAGAAUCUGCCCAGGUUUAUCAUUGACAGAAUUAUAUCCUGUUACAAAAUAUCAGAGGUGUUGUUUUAGGAUGUAACAAGAGGGUACUCCAAAUUAAUGUGGGCCAGGGUGCAGGAAGAGGGAAGUUUUGGAAAACAAGGGGUCACUUCCAAUGUGGGUAAUUGUGUGGGUGGGUGCUUGAAGCCUUGAAACACCAUUUCUGAAAAUUGAACAUUUUUUUUGUUUUCUUUAUCAAUAUUGUUAAUAUUUAUAGCUGCUUUAAUAUUAAUAGUUGCCUCUUUUAUUUGAACUGCCUUGUAAAAUUUAGGAGCCUCAGUCCCCAAAAAUUAACAUGAAAUUUAACAACUUCAGUAGAACUUGGCAGUGAUUUAAUCUAUCUAGAUUUUAAUCUAAUGCACCACAAUCUGGGUUGAUAAUGAAUUGAUUUAAUUCUUGUUGAUUGUAAUCUGAUAUUGAUUUCAGUAACUAAUUGAUUCAGAACACAUUGAGCUUACCUUUUCCAUGAACUCAUCUGAUCUACCUUCAUCCAUGAACUCAUCUGAUCUUCUCCUAAUCCAAUCUAAUACUGAAUUGAUACAAUCCUAUCCUCCCUAAUUUAUCUGACCAAAGAUUACUUGAUAUUUCUGUUUACCUGCUGAGGCACACAGCUCACUGGAUGGAGUCAUAGAGAAACCAGAAUACCUUCGACAGGGUGGCUGUGAUGAAUGGUUAUGAUACUAGAAGGCCAUGAUUGUCCCACAUCUCCACAGUGUUUUCAUACAAAACUAUAUAACAAUUAUAUAACAAUUUAUACAAAUAUAUUAUUUUUGUUG
Messenger RNA from Dendronephthya gigantea, 2511 nucleotides. RefSeq names its product transcription factor Sox-9-like. Bases 247 to 1725 code for a protein of 492 amino acids. Gene Ontology annotation, biological process: cell differentiation; regulation of DNA-templated transcription; anatomical structure morphogenesis. Gene Ontology annotation, molecular function: RNA polymerase II cis-regulatory region sequence-specific DNA binding; DNA-binding transcription factor activity, RNA polymerase II-specific. The transcript is spliced from 2 exons. NCBI's taxonomy places the organism in Eukaryota, Metazoa, Cnidaria, Anthozoa, Malacalcyonacea, Nephtheidae. The record is from RefSeq and is a predicted model, not a curated record.